AUGGCCGAGCUCGCCGUCCUCCUCCUCCUCGCCGUGGCGGCGUCCGCCACCGUGCCGGCGCACGCCCGCGAUCCCCCGACUCAGAUCAAGCUCAUCCGAGGCGCGGACGCCGGCGGCGUGGUCGGCGACAGCAUGGAGUGCGUGUACACGGUGUUCAUCCGGACGGGGUCGAUCUGGAAGGCCGGGACGGACGCGAACAUCACGCUGCAGCUGGCCGCCGCGGACGGCAACGGCGUGGGGAUCUCGGACCUGCCCUCCUGGGGCGGGCUCAUGGGGCAGGGCCACGCCUACUUCGAGCGCGGCAACCUGGACAUCUUCAGCGGCCGCGGGCCCUGCAUGGCGAAGCCGCCGUGCUGGAUGCGGCUGACCUCCGACGGCACCGGCGCGCACCACGGCUGGUACUGCAACUACGUCGAGGUCACCGUCACGGGCCCGCACAAGGGGGUGCGCGCAGCAGCUCUUCACCGUCGAGCAGUGGCUCGCCACCGACGCCGCGCCCUACCAGCUCGAGGCCGUCCGCGACCUCUGCAGCGGCGGCGGCGGCGGGGCGUCGCGGCGGCGUGA
Messenger RNA from Miscanthus lutarioriparius, 564 nucleotides. Lineage: Eukaryota; Viridiplantae; Streptophyta; Magnoliopsida; Poales; Poaceae. The record is from the annotation of a GenBank genome assembly.